UAAACCGCAAAAACCCUGUUUUUCUGUAUUCGAGUAUUCAUAGAUAUCCUCAUUCGCAUUUUCCUACUAAGAAAUACCGGCUCAAAUGGCGGACGGAGCAGCUCAGUUUGACGAUGGAUUUCCGGCGGUUAAAUUAUUUAAUCAAGGUUAUUCUUAUACCUAUGACGAUGUUAUAUUUCUUCCAGGAUACAUAGAUUUUCCGGCCGACGCCGUCGACCUAACCACGAAGCUCAGCCGCAAUGUUUCCCUGUCCAUACCGUGCGUGGCUUCGCCGAUGGAUACAGUUACUGAGUCCUCAAUGGCAGCUGCCAUGGCAGCUCUCGGUGGGAUUGGUAUCGUCCAUUCCAACACCACGCCUUCGCAACAAGCCUCCAUUGUCCGCUCCGCCAAGUCUCACAAGAUCCCGUUUACUGCCGACUUGGUGUUUGUAUCCCCUGGCGAUUCUAUCCACUCCGCGGAUGAGUUCGGCUCGGCUCCCUGCGUUUUUGUUACCGAUUCGGGAACUCAGAGGUCGAAACUGUUGGGUGUGGUGUCGAGGUCUUCCUGGGAGUCUUUGAGUAACAAGGAAGCUAGAGUUUCAGAUUACAUGACGAAGUCGCCGGUGUCAUUGCCCUCGAGCUACAAUUUUGAGGAUGUAGCUGGGUAUUUGGAGGCACAAAAGCUUCAAUUUGUGCCAUUGGUGAGCGAAGUGGAUGGCGAAGUGGUUAAUUUGGUGACCAGUGCUAAUGUGGAUACUAUCAGAGGAUUCCCUAAAUUAGGUUUGCCUUCACUGGGGCCUGAUGGGAAGUUCUUGGUUGGAGCAGCAAUAGGGACGAGGGAUUCAGAUAAAGAGAGGCUAGAGCAUUUGGUGAAAGCAGGGAUUAAUGCUGUGGUUAUAGAUAGCUCUCAAGGAUUCUCUGAAUACCAAAUCAAUAUGAUCAAGUUUGUGAAGAACACAUAUCCUGAGUUGGAUGUCAUUGGAGGAAAUGUGGUAACAACAUAUCAAGCCAGGAGUUUGAUUCAGGCUGGGGUUGAUGGGUUAAGAGUUGGGAUGGGAUCGGGCUCCAUCUGUACCACUCAAGAAGUUUGUGCUGUUGGACGGGGUCAGGCUACAGCUGUAUACAAGGUGUCAUCUGUUGCUGAGGGAAGUGGUAUUCCCAUCAUUGCUGAUGGUGGAAUUAAGAAUUCUGGCCACUUUGUUAAAGCUUUAGCCCUAGGGGCAUCGACUGUGAUGAUGGGAAGCUUCUUAGCUGGAAGCAGUGAAGCUCCUGGUACUUAUGAAUAUACUAAGGAUGGUCUGCGAGUGAAACGAUAUCGAGGGAUGGGAUCAUUAGAUGCAAUGACUAAGGGAAGUGAUGCAAGAUAUUUGGGUGAUAAAGCAAAGUUAAAAAUUGCUCAGGGGGUUGCUGGAACAGUUAAAGACAAGGGUUCUGUUCUGAAGUUUAUACCAUAUACUAUGCAAGCCCUAAAGCAAGGAUUCCAGGACAUCGGUGUUUCGUCCAUCCAAUCAGCCCAUCAGCAUUUGAGAUCAGGGGCAACAAGACUAGAGGUUCGGACUGGAGCAGCACAAACUGAAGGUGGAAUUCAAGAGGGCGGAGCUCAUGGACUGGUUUCUUAUGAAAAGGGGAAAUACUUCUGAAACUGCUCGUGUAGUCCAUGAACUGCUUGUGUUUGAUAGAUUUAACAAUGGUGUAGACCUUCACAUUUCACUAAUAAGUUAUUUAGUGUUGUUUGAACAAUGUAGUGGUUAAAUUAUUUGGUUUAAACAGUGAGAAUUAAGCAGACUUUGUUCUUGAACUCUUUCAGUAUUUUUUAUUUACUUGAAAUGAAAUCAAAUUUUGCAACA
Molecule: messenger RNA, 1825 nt
Organism: Ipomoea nil (Japanese morning glory)
Lineage: Eukaryota; Viridiplantae; Streptophyta; Magnoliopsida; Solanales; Convolvulaceae
Product: inosine-5'-monophosphate dehydrogenase-like
Exons: 4
Coding region: 86-1618 (510 amino acids)
Biological process (GO): GTP biosynthetic process
Cellular component (GO): cytoplasm
Molecular function (GO): IMP dehydrogenase activity
Source: RefSeq, a predicted model, not a curated record